Messenger RNA from Arabis nemorensis, 1023 nucleotides. Lineage: Eukaryota; Viridiplantae; Streptophyta; Magnoliopsida; Brassicales; Brassicaceae. The record is from the annotation of a GenBank genome assembly.
AUGAGGACGAAAUCUGGUGAUAUCGAAGCAGAGAGAAGAGGGAAGAGGAAAUCUCCGGAGGGAGACGACAAUGGUAGAGUGAAGAGACGACGAUCGGUUCAGAAAAACAAUCAGAAGAACACUCUUCGGAGAGACGCAAAUGGUCGAGUGAAGAGACGAUGGGUUCAGAGAAAGAAAAAGAAGAACAGGAAGAUCCUCAGAGGAAUCUGUGGCUGUGUAUCACCUCGAUGCUCUGCUUAUACUUACCGUUCCAGCUUCUCAUGGUUUGAGAAAGAUAUAUGGACAUACAUUUCAAGGUUUUUGGAUGGUAAAUCACUGGUGAUGCUUGGAGCCACAAACAAAUGGUUCAACAAAAUCAUAUUGGAGGAGGAAACUCUUUGGAGGUUUGCCUGCUUGCGUGAUCUUCAGAUGGGAGUCACUCUUACUUGUUCCGUCAGCAGGAAAAGCAUAUUGACUGGAUGUUGCAUUGGUGCCUUUACUCUUGACUCUCGAAAGUCACUCCUGACUGAGAGUUUUAGUGGUCAACUGAAAGUUCCAAGGGAAGGAACCAUCAAACGGAUGCUGGAAUCCAGUGGUUUAUGUGUUAUUAGAGACGUCAAAAGCGGUAUUUGGAUUGCAGAUUUACAGCUUGUUCGUUGCCCUGUCUGUGACCGCAGUACCUGUGAUGGAACAAUGCUAACACUUGAUGCUAGGCACAUUGAACUGUUCCUUAAUGAAGGCUAUCAAGAUGGAAGCUGGGAUUACAAUCUGAUUGGAUCUCACAAGUUAAAGAACGAUGCAGCUUGUGGAGCCAUAUUUGAUCUCAAACACCUUAAAGCAUCCUCAUCCCCAGGUAUUCCCCAUCUCAAGUCUUGGACCGGAAAGCCAGAUGAUUACCAGCCAAAAGCAGUUAUCGCACCUCACGCAGUAGCUGUUCACGCAAGGUUGCAACAAAACGAAGGAAUCCUUGUGAAGUAUCACACAAUGAAAGCAGGAACAGACGGUGACGUUGUUUCCAUUAGAAUCUCCCAGCAGCUACUCUGA